Messenger RNA from Ilex paraguariensis (yerba mate), 1078 nucleotides. The record is from the annotation of a GenBank genome assembly. Lineage: Eukaryota; Viridiplantae; Streptophyta; Magnoliopsida; Aquifoliales; Aquifoliaceae.
UUAUAAUCGCCAUUUUGUUAUACCACAAUGUCAUCAAAACCCUAGCUUCACUCCUCUCUUCAUUCCAAUUUUGGUUGCUUAAGUGCUGUCCUCUUCCUCAUUUUCCCACCACCCACUUGCGGCUGCAACCUCGGCACAGAAGCGCCAUGGCUUCAGAGAAUAAAUUAUCGAACCCAAUGAGAGAUAUCAAGGUCCAAAAGCUAGUUCUCAACAUCUCCGUCGGUGAAAGCGGAGAUCGACUCACAAGAGCGGCUAAGGUCUUGGAACAACUCAGUGGCCAAACCCCGGUCUUCUCCAAAGCGAGGUACACUGUCCGGUCCUUUGGAAUUAGGCGUAAUGAGAAGAUUGCAUGCUAUGUAACUGUUAGGGGUGACAAGGCAAUGCAGCUUCUGGAGAGUGGGCUGAAGGUGAAGGAAUACGAGCUGCUGAGGAGGAACUUCAGCGAUACUGGCUGUUUUGGCUUCGGUAUUCAGGAGCAUAUUGAUCUUGGAAUUAAGUAUGACCCUUCAACUGGUAUUUAUGGUAUGGAUUUCUAUGUUGUCCUGGAGCGCCCGGGUUAUCGUGUGGGCCGCCGUCGAAGGUGCAAGUCUCGCGUCGGAAUCCAACACAGGGUCACAAAGGAGGAUGCUAUGAAGUGGUUCCAGGUCAAAUACGAGGGUGUCAUCCUUAAUAAGGCCCAGACAAUUGGUGGUUCUUAAGAUCAUGUAUUGGUGUAUCACUGUUUUUGGAAAACCCAGGUUUAUGCUUUUGUAGACUAUUAUUACUCUUGAAAUCUAAGUUUUGGGUAGUUGCAAUUGUGUUUUCGGAUGUCAUAUGUAGUACUCUGUUUUUCAUUUUUUGAGAUAAUUCUCAGCUGGCCCGUUUUAGUGAUUCACAUUCUAGUUUAUUAUUUUUGUGAGAAUAUGUUGUUUGAUGGUCCAUUUUUCAAGCUUCCAGCACUUGUCUUCAAAAUGAUGGUGUGAAAGAUUGACGAGGUGUGAUUAUUACUGAGGUUUUAUGGAGUGAAUAUGGAUCCUUGAACUUCGGCAUUUUGUUGUUACUGAUGCGCCCAUUACAAGAUACCUUUUGUUAACUCGUG